Centruroides sculpturatus (bark scorpion) is the source of this 1199-nucleotide messenger RNA. RefSeq lists its product as uncharacterized. Bases 69 to 1160 code for a protein of 363 amino acids. Lineage: Eukaryota; Metazoa; Arthropoda; Arachnida; Scorpiones; Buthidae. The record is from RefSeq and is a predicted model, not a curated record. The transcript has 4 exons.
UAAGGUCAUUCAAGUUUGGUUCGCCAUUGUUUGCAGUGGGACAACUGAAACUUUUAAAAAUUUCCAAAAUGGCAGAAACCGCACUUGAAAAAACAACGGAAAUAGGUGCAAUAUCGCCACGUGGCUGCACUUUAAUCACAGAAUUGCCAGAAAUAAUUAUUAAUACAUUUCAAUACUUGAAAGAUGAAGAAUUAGAUGCAGGCAGCCAAGUAUGUACUCUAUGCAGAGAUAUCAUCGUGAACAUAAUGUAUCAGCGAGUAACAAUGAUCACAAGGAAAAUUCCUCUUAUUGCAAUAAUCACCGCAAUACACGAAUCCGAAAAUCUACGUCCCUACGUUGGGUUCAAAGAUCAUUUUCAAUACAAUUGGUUUGUUUUAGGAGAUGAACCUGAACUUACGAUUCAGUCUAAAUAUGGUCUUAUUGGAUUCAGAGAAAGCAAACUUGCUUCUAUUCCAAGUCAUAAGUAUAUGUACUUUACGCAUUCAUUGAAUCGAAACUCUGUCACACUCCCUUUCCCGGCACAUCAUGAGUACUCUUCAACCGAAACAACCGAAAUACAAAUAUUGAUGUUUCCAAAAAUUCCAGGUUUCAAUAUUUCUAAUUAUUCGUUCAGUCUACGCGGAAACGAAUCUAUCCUUCGUGACAAGUCAGAUUUGAUAAAGGAAAUAAAAAAUGUUUGUCACAGAAAUAAUAUACCGGACGAACAAACGAAAUGCGUCGUCUUUUACAAAGAUAUUGCAAUAUAUUCGUUCGAAGACGAAACUGAACAUUUGUUAGGUUUUACAGACCACCGUGAUGUAUACAGGCUCACACUAUUUCAUGAUGAGAAAGUGAAUGCUUUUCCUGUUUAUAUUCAUAUUUAUGCACACCAAGGAACUGGUUAUACGACUAUCAAAGAGAAAUUGGAAAGACUGAAAUAUUCUGAACUGAAAAUGGUACAAAAGAGAUGUUUCGCGUAUAUUUUUCGUUAUGCGUGUACAGAUUGUAUCGAUGCGGCAACUCGAGCAUUUAGAAAAGUGUUUCCUUUAGUGAAAUACGUUACUUAUAACUUUUUACCGUCCUAUUUAUCAAUUAUCUCAAGCGAAGAAGAGUAUUUUCAUGUAGUGGACGACGAUUCGAUUCCCUGCUCUACAUUAAUGGUUUUCGUCUGGUGGGAAUAAAUUUAUUACAUUAAACUGGUUUUGUUAGAAUUUCUUUUG